UCGCUACCGGGGUCUUUUAUGGAAUCAUGACUAAUACGAUAUAUGCAUGCACUUUGCUAUCGGCAUUAUCAGUAUUGGUAUCUCCCUUCCAAUCAUUUGAGGAUUUGGUGGAAAAUGGCUACCAAUUUACGACUUAUUACAGAAGCAAACCUAUGCAGAAUGUACUACUGGUUUGUAUGCACACUUAACCGAUACUUAAUUUUUUUGUGUGGUGAAAAUUAUUCCAAAUUUUACCAGAAAAAACUCGACGAGUUUAAUCUGCACAAGGAAAUGCGUUUGAUUGACAGUCCUGAGCAGAUGAGCCAUCUCUUGGAGGGAAAUCCUGUCGCUACGGUGGCAUAUUUCGAUGCAUUUUAUAAUGAAGCAGUAUUUCAAAACUAUAGCACGGAAUAUAUCUGCCGAACAAUUGAAAGGAUAAUGAUCUCGCCAAACAGUAAACCAUUCCCGUCCUCAUUUAUUGCGAAAAAGUCAUCAGAAUUGACGCAGUAUUUUAAUUAUGGAUUAAUGAGAAUUCGUGAGAGCGGUUUGCACCAUCGACAUUCCAAAGAAUUUAAUACUUUCCUCGGCAGCUUCGUCUGUAAAGGGCAAAGAAUGGAUGGUUGGGAGGGUGUGGAAAUUGUGGACGUGCUCCUACUAUGGAAAAUAUUUUUGAUCGGGUUGUUUCUCGCAUGUGGAGUGUUACUUUUUGAAUUUGGGAUAGAAGCAAAAAGAAAAAUGUUGAUGAUGAUAAUUGUGCAAAAUGUUGUAGUACACAGAAACAAAAUUCGACGUCAUAUUAAUAAUUUCUAUAUUCAUGUCUCAAUUUUAGCAAGGCAGAUUAUUGAGCAUAGGUAGAUGAAUUUUUUUUAGCAUUUUCGAAAAAUAAAUACAGAUCUAACCUCAUCCUCAGAUAGCCAGAUCGAUAUGGAAUAAAAUUAGAUAAUCAUGGUUACUAUGCCUCACGUAAGAAAAAUUGAGCUGGAAUUGAGUUGCUUGUUUUUUAUACAUAGGAUUGGGGAUUAGAAUUAAGUAAACUUAUGAUUUAUUAGUGAGGUUCUCACAUACUGUGGAAUGAACCUGUGUCAUACCGUUUGUAAAAAUCGGAAGAAAGGGAAGACUUUCUCCUGACAUGUCUAAAUAAAAUCGGGCUACCGAUGUCCGCAUA
Molecule: messenger RNA, 1144 nt
Organism: Folsomia candida
Lineage: Eukaryota; Metazoa; Arthropoda; Collembola; Entomobryomorpha; Isotomidae
Exons: 2
Coding region: 43-834 (263 amino acids)
Source: RefSeq, a predicted model, not a curated record